AUGGGGAGGUCCUCUUCCACGGAGAAGCUGGUGUGCUUCGUGCUGGCGGUCCUGGCCGUGCUGUCCCCGCUGUACAUCGACCGGCGGCCCGCGUCGGAGUGCGAGGAGGAGGAGGACGACGAAGGCGGCCCGUCGGCGCUGUGGCUGCCGGCGGUGCUCGUCGCGCUCAUCGUGGCCAUCAACGUGACGUGCUUCAUGGACCGGCGCGUCGUCAGGUUCGACCCCUACUGGAUCCACCGCGUGUGGGGGUCCUCCGGCGGCCUCCUGGCCAUGCUGCUCCUCCUCGGCUUCGUGCUCAGGUGCAAGGCGUCCCUGCUGUAUACCAGUACCAGCUAG
Miscanthus lutarioriparius is the source of this 336-nucleotide messenger RNA. The record is from the annotation of a GenBank genome assembly. Lineage: Eukaryota; Viridiplantae; Streptophyta; Magnoliopsida; Poales; Poaceae.